CCGCAAUCAGUGAACUUACUUACAACCUCAUUUCCGUCGAUAACACCACCCACGCCGCCAUUAUCUUCAUGUCCUUACCAUCACCGAUCUAGAAUUAAUCCUCACAUUACUCCAUCCUCCAAUACCUAACCAAGCUUCUCCACCCAACUUCACACCUCAUAAAACCAAUCCACAGCCACCAUGCAACAAGCAGCCCAGCAAUCAUGGGAGCUCGAAAACGCAAUAAGCCUCUACGAUCCGCAGCGCGACACACUAUACGCCUACGACGAGGCAACGCACAAGUCGCUCUCCGCGCAACGACCGUGGGCCAAAGACCCACAAUACUUCAAACACGUGCGGAUCUCAGCACUCGCACUACUCAAGAUGGUAAUGCACGCGCGGUCGGGCGGGAACCUCGAAGUGAUGGGUCUGAUGCAGGGGUACAUCGUCUCGGAAACCUUCGUAGUGACGGACGCGUACCGGCUGCCGGUGGAAGGGACGGAGACGCGGGUGAACGCGCAAGAGGAAGCCAACGAGUACAUGGUGUCGUACCUGCAGUCGUGCCGGGAUGCGGGGCGGAUGGAGAACGCCGUGGGCUGGUACCACAGCCACCCGGGGUAUGGGUGCUGGCUAUCGGGGAUCGAUGUCACGACGCAGGAUAUGCAGCAGCUCGGCGGGCCGUUUGUUGCGGUGGUGAUUGAUCCCGAGAGGACGAUUUCGGCGGGGAAGGUUGAUAUUGGGGCUUUCCGGACAUAUCCUAAGGGGUAUUCGCCGCCGAAGGAGGAAGGGGGGCCUGAGGAUGGAGCGGCGGGGGCUGGUGCUGCUGGUGGUGCUGGGGAUUAUCAGACGGUGCCGUUGAGUAAGGCUGAGGAUUUUGGCGCUCACGCCGCGCAUUACUAUUCGCUGGAGGUUUCCAUUUUCAAAAGUGUGCUGGACACUGAGAUCCUCGCCCUCCUCUGGAAUAAGUACUGGGUUGCCACCCUCAGUCAGAGCCCGCUCUUCGCUACCCGCGACUACGGCAGCAAGCAGAUGAUGGAUCUCAGCCAGAAGGUCCGGCGCGCCAUCCGCGGUGUCGACGGCGGCACUAUCUCUAGGGCCAACAUGGCUCAGACCCGCGAUCAACAGCUGGAUCGCGUCGCGCGGGAUGGGCAGCGGAUCGUGUCGGAGGAGGUCAAGGGCCUUCUCGCGGCCGAGGUGAAAAUGAAAUUGUUUCAGGGCAUUGGACAGGCAACCGAUACAAGCUCCCAGCCUAAAUAAGCUAGACAGGCUUCAGGUCCAUAUUAUGAGGUGAAAUGACUUUAUGCAUGCUUGUCUUCGAUGUCUGAAACCAUCGCGGUCGGUGCAUCGACGGGGGCCGGCAUUGUGUCCCACCGUGGUUCUCUCCGUUCGCUACAUAACCGUUACUACCAACCAGUAUCUUGUAGGGCUAUCAAGGCGGGAUCUGCUCUGCACUUCAUAUUUACAUG
Aspergillus homomorphus CBS 101889 is the source of this 1445-nucleotide messenger RNA. Its product is annotated as Mov34/MPN/PAD-1 family protein. Bases 181 to 1236 code for a protein of 351 amino acids. The transcript has 2 exons. Gene Ontology annotation, cellular component: cytoplasm; COP9 signalosome. Gene Ontology annotation, molecular function: deNEDDylase activity; metallopeptidase activity; protein binding. The record is from RefSeq and is a predicted model, not a curated record. Gene Ontology annotation, biological process: protein deneddylation. NCBI's taxonomy places the organism in Eukaryota, Fungi, Ascomycota, Eurotiomycetes, Eurotiales, Aspergillaceae.